AUGACUGGCCCAACUUUGUGGUCUUUGGCUACCAAUAGCGAGGUUGGUGCUGUUCUCUUCCGGCUCUCCACCCAAGUCGUGUCCUCAACUGGCCAGAUCUAUGUCACCGACGCGUCCAGCAUCACGUUCUCACAAUUCAUCUUUGACCAACCGACCGACAUCACCAUCAAGUACUUUGACGUCCCAAGUGCUACCCAAAGCGCUGAUUUGAGCCAACCGCCCUGGGAUACCACCUACUCGUACGAUAACCUGGACAAGUCGGCUCUCUCAGCCGAUUUUUAUGACCAGGUCGACUCGGGCGGCAACACGGUCACCCUCUCGACUCCAGCUUUCCGCGACCUUCUGCAGGACUGGGCAAACCAUAACUUCUUUACUGGCAACACGCUUGUUCUCUAUGUUUAUCAGCUAGGUGCCAAGUGCGGGUCAGGCGAUACCUGCAACAUCGUCACCAGCAACAGACCAACCAUCGACAUCCGCUACUAUGAGGUCUGCCCGUCCGCCACACCGCCGCCAAACAGCGCUAUCCCGCCCAACGCUAUCACCUCGAGUACCAACGCACCGGUUGGUGAUACUCUCCAAGUUGUCUGUAAUAGCGGAUUCUCCGGCGGCGUCCCGGAAUCGUGGUUCCUCAACCCAUCGGCAUCUGACAUGUUUGGCGGCAUCACCAUGUUCCUUACCAGGGUCCCGAACGCUGCUUCGUUCUUUGACGUCUCGCUCUACUCGUUUGAUGUCAUCCUCGAGUCGUACCCCAACCCAGAUGCAGUUGCCACUCGAGUCCACGUUCCGUUCAUCAUCGACACGGUCCGCCACGGCCUCGUCUUCAACUCGACGUUCUCGAACAAUACCGGCUACCACCCGGUCACUGUGGCGCGGUACGACCGCAGUACGGGCAACCCGGUCUCGACCGAGGUCCUGCGCAAGCACCUUCUUUACGUCGACCAUGGCUGCAUCCGCCAGGGCUACGUACUGUACAACGGGGUGUGUCAGGUCUGCCCGCCGGGCGCACACUGCCCGGGCGGCGAGCGCAUGUGGCCACUGCCUGGCUGGUGGUCACCAAGUGAGUUUACCAAGCCGACGCCGUGUCGCAUCCGGGCCGCGUGUCCGGGCGCGGUCGGCGGCGGCGGGCUUCCGCCCUUGAUCAAUCCGGACGGCACCCGCCGCACCGCAGUCUGUUCCUCCGAGUAUGAUGGCCAGUUUUGUGCCGAGUGUGCGGCUGCCUACUUUAUGGACAAUGGGGUGUGUCGGAGCUGCGGCUCGGAUGCGUCGGCCAACGCCGAGCUCACGGUUGUGCUCAUUUCACUGGCGGCUUUCAUUGGGACCAUUGCUUGGGGGCUUGCCACGCUCUCGGCCAAGCGAGUGGUGCUCAUUGUUUCGACGCUGGUUGUGCUCCAGCAGAUGGCUAUGGUCUCGCGGGUAGGCCUGCAAGAGCUCUCGGACUCGGAUACAUCGCCGGUGGUCGGCGGCGUCGUCCGGUUUGCAGCCAUCAUCAACUUUGAGAUCGAGACUGUUCGACCCGGGUGCUCGAUUCCCAAGAUCUCAUUUCCAGGCUUGUACUACGGCACGCUUGUGCUGCUGGCAGGCUCCUUGGCGCUGUUUGUCAUUGCGGCCGGCGCUUGGCGUGUUCUCGGCCGUGCUGCAUCGCACGUCGAGGCGCUGAGGUCGCAAACAGCAGCAGUGGGUGAGGACGCGUUGUCAACAGGCGUUGCCGUUGUCGGUGCCAUUUCGGCCUAUGCGGCUGUAUCGGGUCUCGACCGCGAUGCGGCCGAAGCGUCGUCCGAUCUCGACUCGAGCUCGCUGUCUUCUGCCGAGGAGCAAGCUGAAGCUGCCGCGAGACACGUCUCGACUGCCAUGCUCAUGCAGUCUCGCAUUGUCCAUGCCACCUUUAUUCUCGGCUCGCUUGCUUAUCUCCAGAUCGCUGUUCGCACACUCCAGGCAUUGUACUGCGUCAACACCGGCGAUGGCACGUCGCGACUUGCCGCCGACCUCACCAUAAUCUGCUACCAAGGAGCCCACCUCGGCCUAGCCCCACUCGCCUGGACGGUUGCUGUGUUCUUUUGUGCCGGCUUCCCGCUGCUCGGCUUUGUCAUCUCGCUUCGCCUCUCGCGCUCUGCUGACGGGCUCGAUCGCGACGUUCUCAUCGAGCGGUAUGGCAUUACCGUCCUUGUUCGUGAGGCCGGCUCGCGCCUCCUCGCGGCGGUCCUCAACUUUUGCCUCAACAUCAUUCUUGUUGCUGCCAUGGACCCUUUUCUCAACGUCUACCACACCGCGCUCUCAUACGCGGUGGGCGUGCUGUCAUGCGGCCAGAUCCUGUACUUUAUCCACCGUGAGAACCGAGAGUACUUUGUCAUUGGUCUCGGCGUGGUCUGUGGCUCGCUUGCCGUCGCGUUUUGCCUCGCUGCUUGGCGGUUCUCGCGUUGGCGCGGGAAGCGCGUUGGUCCUGCCCGGCAUGUUGCCAGUCUUGAUGAAGUGCCACUCGAAUCCAAAGCUACGCAGUCUGAGUCGAUGUCUACAGUCCACGACUCGGACGUGUCUGUCGCUGAUAUUCCGUUGUCCCCUACUUCGCCUACCCGUGGCGGUCCGCUGCGGUCAGCGUUUGUGACGCGCUCGCGUGCAAACUCGGACAGCUCGCGGCUGCAGCGUGUCCCGUUGUCUCCGGUUACGACGUCUACGACGGCAACGGGUCGUGUUUUCCAGACGACGACAACUGCUUCUCACGGCGUCGCUCUGUUCAAGAUCUCCACGCUCCUGCGCGUCCCCUUCUCUCUCCGCGCGCGCGCCGAACAGCGUCACGCCGCAAUGUGGCCCGGUCCCUGA
Messenger RNA from Thecamonas trahens ATCC 50062, 2814 nucleotides. RefSeq lists its product as uncharacterized. The transcript has 3 exons. Bases 1 to 2814 code for a protein of 937 amino acids. The record is from RefSeq and is a predicted model, not a curated record. Lineage: Eukaryota; Apusomonadida; Apusomonadidae.